Molecule: messenger RNA, 786 nt
Organism: Fraxinus pennsylvanica
Lineage: Eukaryota; Viridiplantae; Streptophyta; Magnoliopsida; Lamiales; Oleaceae
Source: the annotation of a GenBank genome assembly
AUGACGACUUCGUCUCAAUCGUUAUUUCGUCGGCUCACGCCAUACUUCUCAGCUCCGCUUCGUCAGAACUACCGGCUCCUCAGCUCAGCGUCGGCGUCGUCUUCCGCCCUCUACGAACCUCAACCAUCCUCCUCCUCCUCAUCAGAGUCUCCGUCUCUCGACGUCGUUCAUUUAACCGAAAAUUGCGUUCGGAGAAUGAAAGAGUUGCAAGCCAGUAAGGUUAAUGGAAAGUUAUUGCGCUUGAGCAUAGACGCUGGUGGAUGCUCUGGGUUCCAGUAUAACUUCUUACUCGAUCAUAAGACCAAUGACGAUGACAGGAUUUUUGAGCGGGAUGGAGUUAAAUUGGUGGUUGAUAAUAUUUCAUACGACUUCGUGAAAGGCUCAACUAUUGAUUAUGUAGAAGAGAUGAUACGCUCUGCUUUCCAGGUAUCUGCAAAUCCAAGUGCUGUGGGUGGCUGCAGCUGUAAAAGCUCCUUUAUGACGACAUCCUCAAGCAACCCGAUCGAGGGACUUGGGGAAGUUGGUGUGACGUGUCUCGGAGCAUCCAGCAUGGCCCUGUUAAGAUCUGUGGAGUCGUGGCAACAGAAGCAGCAAAUGAUGCACCAAAUGGACAUUUUGUCCCUUCAACAGCAGGUGGCUGCUUUGUUUGCGGCACUAACAGGGAAAUCCGACAACUUUGCCGAAGUAGGCACCACUGCUGCCGAUACAUCCACCUCCACCAACAGUAGCUACCUCUGUCCGCUCAACAUCAUCAAGCAACACAUCCCCUGCAAAAUGCAAAUGUAA